CAGACGGAGCGGCCAACAUGCAGGGCACCUACAAAGGGUUCUCUGCCUUGCUGUCAGAAGAAGCCCCCAACCAGAUACAUGUGUGGUGCUAUGCACAUGUGCUAAAUCUGGUUUUAGCAGACACGACAGGCAGUGUCAUUCAGAGCGCCACACUUUUUAACCUCCUUAAUGACAUUGCUGUUUUCAUCAGGGAAUCCUACAAGCUGAUGAGACACUGGGAGGAAACCAGCACGGACAGGCGUCACAGGAGACUGUCUCCCAUAGGCCAGACACGGUGGUGGGCAAAGGAUGCUGCUCUCACAAAGGUGUUUGGGUGUUUUGGGAAUCCUGACAGGGCCCUGUAUGCGGACGUGGUCUUGACACUACUGGCUGUGCAACAAGACCAGACCAUGAAGCCAACUGCUAGAGCCAAAGUGAAAGGCUACAUUGAGUGUCUUCUCAAAUAUGAGACAGUGCUGACAGCCCAGAUUUUUCUGCGGAUUUUUGAACAAACCUCACCACUCUCAAAAUAUCUGCAGACCAGUGGGAUGGACCUCCUGACUGCGCACCGCCUGGUGGUGGGAACAGAGGAUGGGCUUAAGAAGUGUGUGCGGGACUUCAGUGGUGUCAAGGAAGCUGCAGACCGGUUUGUGGAAUGGGCCAAUGGUGAGCUGCUGGACAAAGAAGAAAUUGAGGUGGAGGUUGCCCUUCCUGAGAAAAGACAGAAGAAAAAGGAAAGCAUGCCAGGAGAGCUGGCAGAAGAUGAGCCCUUAAAAGCGGCUGAGAGGGACUUUGAGGUGCAUGUGCACAAUGUCAUCAUGGACACAGUCACCCAAAGUAUCCAUGAGCGCUUUGCAGAGAGUGGAAAGCUUUGCUUAGAUUUUGCCUGUCUCGAUCCUAAAAACUUCCCUGAAGUAAGGGAUAAGGGACUUCCGCCAUCUGCAAUGCACCAUCUUAGCAGCUAUUUGAUGGCAUUUGAUGACCAGGCCACCACUGGUGCAUUAAAAACACAACUGGAAAGUUUAGCCACCCACUGGGAAAGAUUAAAGCUGUCUGCCCUUGAAGAGUACAAGGUACGAAGCUCAGAGGAAGAAGAAGAAUCACCAGGAGGCACAGAGGAAGGUGAAGGGAACGAGCGAGACGGUGUGGAAGUCCCAGAAUUGAGGAAUGUGAAGUGCAGAAUGUGCAAGAAUUGUGCCCUCUGUGUUUACAUCAUCUUGGGACAAUACAAUUUACUGACAGAUGCCUACCACACACUUUGUCUGGCCUACAAAUUUCUUUUAACUCUGUCCACUACUCAAGUGGCAUGCGAGAGAUGUUUUUCCACUCUCAAGUUUGUAAAGAACAGACUAAGAAGCACCACUGCCCAAGAGCACUUGGAAGCAUUCAUGCUCAUGGCCACAGAGAAGGGCAUCCUCAUGACCUUGGACAACGAAAAGGUCAUAGACAAGGUUGCAGAGAAGAGUGACCUUUUAAGACGACAGCUCAUGUUUUAAGGAAUGACCCUACUUUCUGCCCCAGAGACGACAGGACACCUCUUCUGUGGCCCAGGCAGGACCCUACUUUCUGCCCCAGAGACGACAGGACACCUCUUCUGUGGCCCAGGCAGGAGGACACUUAUUCCAUAUCUGUAUAUAUUUUAUUUAUCUGUAUAUAUGUAAAUAUUUAUCUCUGU
This is a messenger RNA of Engraulis encrasicolus (European anchovy), 1654 nucleotides long. RefSeq lists its product as uncharacterized. Gene Ontology annotation, molecular function: protein dimerization activity. NCBI's taxonomy places the organism in Eukaryota, Metazoa, Chordata, Actinopteri, Clupeiformes, Engraulidae. The record is from RefSeq and is a predicted model, not a curated record. Bases 18 to 1475 code for a protein of 485 amino acids. The transcript is spliced from 2 exons.